AACGUUACCGAAGGAUUAGUUUUCACUAUGAAAAUAAGCCAUGUUUAUAAUUGUGGCUGCUUCACUUAACUACUUUCUAUACAAAUAUAUUUCCACAUGCAUUAGUUUGAAACGUCCUAAUACUUCUGCAUCCCCAGUCCAAUAGGUGGCGCUAAAACUUCAUGAAACAACAUUGAUGAUUGGACUCGAUAUGAAAACCAGGAAGUAACUAUUGUGCUCCUCUGCUUUGAAAGAUGGAGAAAACUAUGAGCGAGACCCGUCAAAAAACAUUUACGUGCCAGUUGUGUGGUUUAAGCAGUCCCUUUACUUACGUCGGCCAGAAACCACCAAACACCAGAGCCAUUGUGUUGCUUGAGGAGUGUUUUGUGACUCAGGACCCCUUUAGUCCGGACAAGGAAAAGUUCCUUGUUUUAGGCUCUACCUGCAGCGUGUGCAGCAUGUGUGUCUGCGUUGGAUCGGACUGCAGCCUUUUCUACACCAAGAGGUUUUGCAUGCAGUGUGUGAGCAAGCACUUGGACCAGUUCCCCCGUCAAAUCCAGGCUGAGCUGGCCAAGAAGAAGCAGAGCUCCAAGGCUGCCGUCUCGUGACAUCUGACAAGAGGUCCAUAGUAUUCUCAUCAAUAGAAGAGAAAUGUUUGAUUGGUGAUAUAAAGCGUCCUAAAUGUGCCAAGGUGCUUUACCGGCACUCUUUUAUCCAAGUCCUACUGAACCAAACUCUAUAUGAAAAACUGGAACAUCCUAGAAAUGCCUUUUAUUUAAGUGCAAAAUGAACUCCACACAUCAGUAAAGUACUAGGUUAUGCUUAGUAAGGUUAGACUGUUGUAUUAGCUUUCAGGGUGUUAUUUGUUUUUGUUUCCAGAGAGUUUACUAGAAGCAAGCAACGGGUGUGACUAGUGUUGCUGGACCCUUGAUGGAUUGUGGUUACUGGCUACAGUGGUUUGCAGCAAUUAAAAAUGGCUCCCAAUUAAAAUUCUGAAGUCAUGUACUGUAUGUGCAUAGUUGCCCUGCAGUUGCUCUGAAUUUUAGGUUAAAAAAAACAAACUUAUCUUAUCACUUAUUUUUUUAAGAUUAUUUUUGGGGCAUUUUAGGCAUUUAUUUUGACAGGACAGCUGAAGACAUGAAAGAGAAGAGAGAGGGGAGAAUGACAUGCAGCAAAGGCCCGCAGGUCUGAGUCGAACCCGGGCCUGCUGCGUUGAGGAGUAAACCUCUAUAUAUGGGCGCCUGUUCUGCCAACUGAGCUAUACGGGCACCCCACUUAUUUCUAAUUCUUAAACCAUGAUGGUCAAUUUUUGCCCAUUGCUUGUUCAGCCCAAUUCAGCAACUAUUCUGGGCUUUUUACCAACUGUUUUAACAUUAUCAUUAUUAUUAUUAUUAUUAUUAUUAUUAUUAUUAUUAUUAUUAGUAUGUACGACUCAAAAGAAGAUGUGGAGGUAAUAGCGUUUCCCAAGACCAGUUGCUGGGCUGAUUAAAAACCAGAUUCAUUUCUCCACUGCUCUUGCAAUGUUAAGAAAUUAAUAAGUUACCUAUAAUGUAUUCUUGCACUUGAUAAAUGAUGCCUGUUGUACAGUGUUUUAAUGACACCCCCCCUUUUUUUUUUUUUUAUAAGAAAACAUGACUUUUCAGUAACAUAUGUUAAUGUUUACAUUUAUGACUAAUUAUCUCUAACUAUAGACACGUUAUUGUUGACAUGACCAUCACUGUUAGCCAGCUUAUCUCUGCGUCUAUGGUCAGAGGGGGCACUGUUGACUUCUGUGGAGUCACAAAGUUUUUCUGUUAUCUUAAACUAUUAAAAAAC
Perca fluviatilis (European perch) is the source of this 1794-nucleotide messenger RNA. It is a transcript of the gene cdpf1, whose product is annotated as cysteine rich DPF motif domain containing 1. The record is from RefSeq and is a predicted model, not a curated record. Lineage: Eukaryota; Metazoa; Chordata; Actinopteri; Perciformes; Percidae. Bases 234 to 587 code for a protein of 117 amino acids. The transcript is spliced from 3 exons.